This is a messenger RNA of Pezoporus occidentalis (night parrot), 10724 nucleotides long. RefSeq names its product Rho GTPase activating protein 32 (gene ARHGAP32). Gene Ontology annotation, biological process: small GTPase-mediated signal transduction. Lineage: Eukaryota; Metazoa; Chordata; Aves; Psittaciformes; Psittacidae. Gene Ontology annotation, cellular component: Golgi apparatus; cell cortex; nucleoplasm. Bases 311 to 6526 code for a protein of 2071 amino acids. The record is from RefSeq and is a predicted model, not a curated record. Gene Ontology annotation, molecular function: phosphatidylinositol phosphate binding; GTPase activator activity; protein binding. The transcript is spliced from 26 exons.
UGUGUGUGUGUGGAGGGGGAGUGAGCCGGACGCCGUUUCCCCUCACCCUCCUGCGGGGCCUUUCCCCGUCGUCGGCUCACCUGCGGCGGCCAUGGCGGCGGGACGCGGCUGGUAGGCGGUGUUUGGAGCGCCGGGGCUCGGGCCCCUCGGUGCGGUGGAGCGAGAGUCCUGAAGUUUCUCCUAAUGAUGUUCCACUCACUGGAGCAGAUGAGCAGAGUUAGAAACCACCUCCCUGGUAGGACACAUCUACCCCAGCUUGUGCAGUUGAAGACAGGUGACUGUGUCUUCCGCUGGAGCCCAUGCAGACAAAAUGAUGAAGUCCUCUGUACACGCAGAAGAAGAUGACUUUGUGCCAGAGCUUCAGAGGAGCAUCCAUCCCAGAGAGAGGCCAGACUGGGAGGAGACUCUCAGCGCUAUGGCAAGAGGCGCGGAUAUUCCCGACAUCCCAGGGGAGCUGGCCCUCCGGACCUGCGGCAGCACAGCCAGCAUGAAAGUGAAGAAUGUGAAAAAAUACAUCAACCCGGGACUGAUGGGCUGUGAUGCCUUUCACAGGUUAUCCUUUACAAAGGGUCACUUCCCGAAGAUGGCUGAAUGUGCACAUUUCCAUUAUGAAAACGUGGAUUUCGGCAACAUCCAGCUUUCGCUCCCAGAGGAACAGAAUGAAGUAACAAGAAAUGGCUGUGAAUCCAAGGAACUGGUCUACCUUGUACAGAUCUCUUGUCAGGGGAGGAGCUGGAUCGUGAAGCGCAGUUAUGAAGAUUUCCGAGUCCUGGACAAGCACCUUCACCUGUGUAUUUAUGACCGGCGCUUCUCCCAGCUCUCCGAGCUACCCCGCUCUGAUGCCCUGAAGGACAACCCAGAGCUUGUCACCCAGAUGCUGAUGGCUUACCUGUCACGUCUCUCUGCCAUCGCAGGCAACAAGAUAAACUGUGGGCCUGCUCUCACAUGGAUGGAGAUUGAUAACAAGGGGAAUCACCUGCUAGUCCACGAGGAAUCAUCCAUUAAUGUUCCUGCUAUUGCUGCUGCCCAUGUUAUUAAGAGAUAUAUUGCUCAAGCAGCAGAUGAGCUGUCCUUUGAGGUGGGAGACAUCGUGUCUGUUAUUGAUAUGCCACCAAAGGAGCUGACCACAUGGUGGAGAGGCAAACACGGAUUUCAGGUUGGAUUUUUCCCUAGCGAGUGUGUUGAGCUCAUUAACGACAAAGUUCCUCAGUCCGUGACCAACUCUGUGCCAAAACCAGUCUCCCCUGCCCACGGAGCCCGUCCAGCGUCCUGGAGCUACUUCCCCCCUUAUUUGGAGAUGGAUAGUGUAAAGCCAGGCUCUGCGUAUGUUACAGAGGCUCUGAACCACUCCCAGCCGAGCUCAGUGUCCAAAAAGCACGGCAAGCUCAUCACCUUCCUGAGGACAUUCAUGAAGUCGCGCCCAACCAAGCAGAAGCUGAAGCAACGGGGGAUACUGAAGGAAAGGGUGUUCGGCUGUGACCUGGGGGAGCAUCUUCUCAACUCUGGCCAUGACGUCCCACAGGUCCUCAAGAGCUGCACUGAAUUCAUUGAGAAGCAUGGCAUUGUGGAUGGGAUAUAUCGUCUGUCCGGGAUUGCAUCCAACAUCCAGAAACUGCGCCACGAGUUUGACUCCGAGCAGAUCCCUGACUUGACAAAGGAUAUUUACAUCCAGGACAUCCACUGCGUGGGCUCCCUCUGCAAACUGUACUUCCGUGAGCUCCCGAACCCUCUGCUGACCUACCAGCUCUAUGAGAAGUUCUCAGAUGCUGUUUCUGCUGCUACAGAUGAGGAACGGUUGGUGAAAAUCCACGAUGUCAUCCAGCAGCUGCCCCCUCCUCACUACAGGACACUGGAGUUCCUAAUGAGGCAUUUGGCUCGUCUUGCUGAUUAUUGUUCCAUCACAAACAUGCACACCAAGAACUUAGCGAUUGUCUGGGCUCCAAACCUCCUGAGAUCAAAGCAGAUAGAGUCUGCCUGCUUCAGUGGAACCGCUGCCUUCAUGGAGGUGCGCAUCCAGUCAGUGGUUGUGGAAUUCAUCUUGAACCACGUGGAUGUCCUCUUCAGUUCCAAGCUCAGCUCAGUCAUACGGGAUGGAGCAGGGCACAGCUCUUUAUCACGGCCCAAGUCUCUGUUGGUGUCCUCUCCUUCCACCAAGCUGCUCACACUGGAGGAAGCCCAAGCACGGACACAAGCCCAGAUCAACUCUCCCAUCGUGGCAGACAGCAAAUACAUCGAAGUGGGAGAAGGCCCUGCAGCUUUACAGGGGAAAUUCCACACAGUCAUAGACUUCCCAUCCGAAAGGAAGAGGCCUCCCAGCAAGAUGAAGAAGUCUCCAGUUGGCAGCUGGCGUUCCUUCUUCAACCUGGGAAAAUCCUCCUCCGUGUCCAAACGCAAGCUGCAGCGCAAUCCCAGCGAGCCCUCGGAAAUGAAAGCCAUAGCCCUGGCAGGUGGACGCGGAGACAGCGGGACUCUUCGCUCAGCUAAGAGUGAAGAAUCACUCACCUCCCUGCAUGCUGUUGAUGGUGAAUCUAAACUCUUUAGGCCCAGAAGACCUAGGUCCAGUAGCGAUGCAUUGUCUGCUUCCUUCAACGGAGAGCUCUUGGGAAACAUGAAUCGCUGCAAUUCUUAUGACAACCUUCCCCACGAUGACAGCGAUGGGGAUGAGGGGCUCAUCCACGUUCCUGCCCUCAUUUCUCCUCGGUCUGCUGAAGAUGUUGACCUGAGCCCACCUGAUAUCGGAGUCGCAAGCCUGGAUUUUGACCCGAUGUCUUUUCAGUGCAGCCCACCCCAAGCAGAGUCCGAGUGCCUGGAUAGCAGUACGUCCCUGCUGGAGUCCGUUGGCAUAAAUAAGGAGAAGCCAAGCCUACUAAAGAAAGAUGUAGAAUCAGGCAGCCAGUCGCAGACACCAGGCAGUGCCACGAGCUCCGAGCCAGUCUCCCCUUUCCACGAGAAGAUGAGUCCCUUCUUCACUCUGGACCUGAGCCCCACGGAAGAGAAGAGCUGCAAACCCCCCACGUUCUCACCCAAGAUGGGCCGGAAACCCAUCAUAUCUCCACCACUGACUACACCAGAACCCGUCUCCUUCGCGCUGCCCAGCCGCAUGCCAGAAGCCACUGGGGCAGUGCCCGUCACAUCCAGAAACUCCUCUGCUUCCAGCUGGAGCAAAGGGAUUGGCAUGACUGAAAUCACAAACAGGUCCCCAACCCAGAUGUCCUUGCCCCUGAAAAACAGUGAAACAGGAGCAGGGGAAGGAGCCCAUCAAGAGCUACAGCACACGCAGCUAGUGACUGCUGGCAAAGCAGAGUUGCCAGAAGAAGGGGAGAGACCAAUGUCAAGCAGUCAGAAUAAGACUGUACCCACUGGACACACACAGCCAGGAGCAGUUGCCCUCGACUCCCCCCAGGAUCCUGUUCCCGUCAGUUCUGUGUCUCUUAUCCCUCCUCCUCCUCCGAAAAACGCGGCGCGCAUGCUGGCCCUAGCGUUAGCCGAGUCUGCGCAGCAAGCGUCCGCUCACUCUCAGAAAAGGCCAGGAGAUGCUCAUGCUGAAAGCACAAAUUAUGGAGAGGCUGAAGCUGGCACAGCUCUAGAAAAGCUCCAUCUCUCUGCCGGUGCUCCAGACAAGCUCCACCUCUAUACUGGUCUGCCCGAGAGCCGACUUCACUUCCAGACGGGUGCACCAGUAGAGCAGGAUUUCCAAGGUAGCAGCAGCACACCCGGGGAGCAGAACCACCCACCGGGUGCACCUGGAAGCCAGGACCCCCUUCCACCUCUCCACACCCCCGGGGACGUGCCUGGCAGCAGAGAUGCAGAGCAGGAGCAGUCCAGCUUCCAUCCUGGUAAACCGGGGGACCAAGACCACUUCCCCUCCUCCCAUGCUGGGGACUGGGAUCACACCCCCCCCCACCCUCCUGACUGGGAGCCACCCGCAGCAGACUUGCCUGUAGAUAAGCCCCAGCUCCGCACCUGUGGGGCUGGGGACAAGCACCACAUUCCCAUCUGCACAGCUGAUGACAAGCUUCAGUCUCCUCCUGUCCUAAGUGCCGGGGAGAAAAGCACCCCGGCCUCCCUGCCGUACUUAGCACCCAUCCAGACAGCAGCAGCUGAGCCUCAGCGGGGACCGGCGGGUGCCACCACGACGCAGGCAGAGGUGGUGGUGCCAGCGCCGCGCACAGCACCGGGCAGCAGCCAGCCCGCCCCGGCACAGCGCCACGAUCCCCAGGCGGCAACGGGACAAGUGCCGGUGGCCUCCACUAAAGCACCCAGUGCUUCCAAUCAGGUAUGGGCCACAGCCACACCUGAGAAGCCACCGGAGCCCACACCUGGCUUUGUCCCAGAAGGCAGUUCCACCACCCGCUGCUCCUCCUCUUCUGUGCCCACGGGUCACCAGAGCCAUGUGGAAAAGCCUCGGGAGAUGACGAGGGCUCCCCCGCUGCACCUGCGGUCUGAGUCCGUCCCUACUCACCCCUCCUACAGCUUCACACCCCCUGUCCCACCUGUGAGAACGCUGGAGAGCAAGAUCGCUGCCGCCAUGCACUCGAACAACGCAGACCCCAUCAACAACUCCAACUACCACGCUUUCCUCUCUUCCUCCAUGCUGGCCUCCUCCAUGGAGGAAGCCCUGCUGCCGCCGCCACCACCGCCCCCUCCUCCCAAGCACGCUUCCCUGCAGACCGUGUACGUGCCGCAUCCCAAGCCAGAGAGCAUCCCCGAGCCCUCUGGUCCAGACAGCUACCUGCACCACAAACCAGCUUCCGUCCACCAGUACAGGCCCGAGAGCGUUCCUCCGCACAUGUACCACAGCAAGCCCGACCAGCACCAAGCCUACCCUCCUCGCUCCGAGACGCCCGCGUCUGCGGGCACUCGCUACAACACCUACACCACCCAAGGGAAGAGCACCUCUGCCCUGCACUCCAAGCCUCGCAGAGAGUUUGUGUCCUCCGUGAGCCCAACGGGGCUGCGCAGCGCCGGCUAUGCCGAGGAUGCUCCCCCCUACCCCACAAUCCGGAGGGUGCAGUCGCUGCACGUGCCCACCCCUGCUGCCUCCGCUAUCCGCUCUGUUCCCAUUUCACGGACCGAGGUCCCUCCGGAUGAUGAGCCAGUGUACUGCCCGCGGCCCCUCUAUCAGUACAAGCCAUAUCAGCCCCACUCCGACUACCACGUAACUCAGCUGCAGCCUUACUUUGAGAACGGGAGGGUGCAUUACCGGUACAGCCCUUACUCCAGCUCUUCUGCAUCCUCUUACUACACCACUGCUGAUGGGAGCUUUUACGACCUGGAUCCCUACAGCACCGUGCGGGUCCGGCCUUUCCAUCCCUUGCCCAGCCGAGACUUUGCCUCCUAUGCCUCACGGCUGCAGAGCAAGGGCCUGUACCGCUACCCCAGCUUGUCAGCCUACCCUCGGGGUGGCCUCAUCGGCCACCUUGCAGGCAAAGAGCACAGCUUCAUCAGCAGAGACGUGCCACCUGCCCCAGACAUCAAGCACAUGUACAUGUCCUGGGACCUGGAGGACAUGGAGAAGUACCGCAUGCAGUCCAUUCGCCGGGAGAGCCGCACGCGCCAGAAGGUGAAAGGGCCGGUGAUGUCCCAGUAUGAUAACGUGGCCCCACUGCUGCAGGAGGAUCUGGGAGGACUGGAUGUGAUACACUUGCGCAGCAAGUCAGAUCCUGGGAAAACUGGCCUCCUCACCGUGGCAGAAGGGAAGGAGGGGAGGUACCCGGCCAAAGCAGCUACGCCCGAGGGCGAGGAGCGUUACUACAUGCAGCACCCUGAGCCAGAGCUGGAGAGAGCCCACUACCACGGGGCCUACGGGAAUGGGCAGUCAGAGAAGCCAUCCCUUCCCCAGAAGCAGAGCAGCAUCCGGAACAGGAAGCUUCAUGAGCCAGGCUGCAGCACAAACGAACACAGGACACACUUGCAGCAGGAAGCGAGCCAUAGGCAGCCUUCUGAACCCAAAAACGGGCCCCCUUAUCCCGACUACAGGCCCAAAGGUGGCCCCGAGCCCUCUGAGCCCAUCGGUUACCAGCAUGCGGGCAGCAAGUACAUCCCGGGGAACCAGGAGACCCUGAGACUGAACCACAAGGAGGUGAGGUUGGCAGAGGACAGGCCAGACUUGGAGAGGUCUCGAGGCAGACCCACCACGUCCAUGGAGAAACACUCCAGAGACUGCUAUAAGGAAGAGGAACACGCUGCCUCCCCUAUGGCACCGCCGCCCAAGCCCGAACGGAGCCACAGCCUCAGAAUGCAGCACCCCGACCCCAUGGAGAGGGACUCAGCCCUGCUCUACCCGUACCAAACCCUUGGGAAACGCCAAAGCACUAUGACUGUGGUGUCCCAGUAUGAUAAUUUGGAGGAUUACCAUACCAUGCCUCAGCACCAAAGAGGGGGCUAUGUUGGAGGAGGGGGGUUUGUGCCCCCCAGUUUUACCCAUGUGCACAGUAGAACUUACGCCACGGCGCUCGGCCAGGGAGCCUUCCUCCCAACGGAGCUGUGUUUGCAGAGGCCUGAAACAGAGGUCCAUGUCGAGUGAGUUGGUGGGGGGGAAGGUGGGAUAGAGUCUAAGCAGCCUCUGCUGGACAGUGGACUGUUUUAUUUUUUCAGUGAUGGAAAAAAAACCCCACAAACACAAACCAAUCCUGCCCCGAUGAGCAAAGCAAACCCCCCUGCAGCACCCCAGCCCCGCCACUCACUGUUUUUAUGUAGUAGAGAUAGAGCUUUUCCAUGUAGUUUUGAGACAACUGGAAUGAUAGGGCAGGCUCUUGGCACACAGACGUUGCCAGAGAGGCCGGGCAGAGCUGAAAGAGAUGCUGUUGGGGCAGGGAGGGGAGGAAAUGCUUGUCCUUCCCCACCUUUGCCAUUGGCAGUUAGCGCCACGUCCUCCCCAUGCAUGAGGAACUGUGCAUGCAGCUCUUUUCCCUUCCUACUGCCAGCUUCUCAGCAAGGGGCUCCAUACAGGCCUUGGAAAACCAAUGUUCUGCCCCCCCACAAGGUUGCACAGCAAGAACUGGAUGGGGGGGGAAGAAUUCCCAAGUAUUUUCCUGAUAAAUGCUGAGGUCUCCCUUGAAAAUUAGUGCUUAGGCCUCGUGGAUCCAUUUCAAUUGCUUUGAAGUGGGUGGGAGCCAGUUUUCACUUGAAGCCUGUGGAAUAGGCUCUGAAGCAAGCUCAGAAUACAGCACACAGUCUAAAUUGCUCACUUCCAAGCUGUUUCUGACUACAAGAAAUCAAUUACUUGCAAUUUCUAUGGGAGCCAAGUAGGGCAGUUUGCAUUUCGCAUACCAAAAGGAACAACACAAAACCACACCAAACCAUGCACACCCCUUGGGAACAGCACGCCCAUUUCAUGCCAAUUCCUCUUUACUGCUAGGCUGUCUCCGGUCCAGGCAAUGUGAUGCUGUGUUGUGGCUGGCCAGACAGCAUCAUCUCUACAAAACAAUACUAUAAAGUCUCUUAAGCGUUCUGUCCAGCUUGUAAAUUGGAGCCAGACAUACCAGCUGGGAAUGACUGUGUAAGUGUGGAGUUACCUGCAUGACCAGCUAUUAGCCCCGGGCCAGAUUCUGCAGCUCUUAGAUCAGGGAAUGCUCCUGUUGACCUCAAGGAAGGUCUCCAGGACAUGGCUUUCUGUAACCUUUAAGUUCUGUGUUGGCAGGGGGAUCCCUGUGAAGCUGUGGCACAUACAGAGUUAGUUACGUGAUGUCUGUGUGCUGUGAAAUAGCGUUGCCUCCCGUAUUGCAAUAGAAGCUCAUACCAGUGUUCAGUUAGCAGUAGGGACAGAAGGUCAGUGCGCUCUUUAAUACCCUAACCACGUUGUCCUAGGUAUUUAAAAGCUUUCCAUAUUGUCAAAGAGAAGAAAAAUGGGCAUCCCAGGAUGCCCUACAACCUCACCUUAUAAAGCACAUCCAUUUCAUUAAGCAGGGCUUUGCAAGCAAUACUUGAGACUGAAUUAGUUUUUACAUGUUCACCAAGAAAUUCCAAGGCCAUUCCUGUUCUGUGUGGUUGAAGGAAGAGCUUUUCUACCCGUGUUGAAUCUCUUAAACGUUUUAUUAAAACCCUGGAGGUUCUGCAGUCAGCACACAGCUGUUAAAGCUCACAAUGAUAGAACAAAACUUCCAUGGCUGUUUUAAAUCGCAAAGAAAGCCUGUUUCUAGUUGCUACCUAGCCUUUAACUUCUUUUUCAUCAUGUAGCCCCAUCUGGGGCUGUUGCAGUGGCACCACCUCCUGGUCCUGUUUCAUUGUGCAGUGCUGUUGGUUUAAACAUCAUGUUGAGAAGAGUGGUUCUGCGGUGUUACACAACUGAAUCUGGCAGCAGUGGGGGGGAAUGGGAUAAAGGAAAAAGCAGCAGUGUGAGCCAGGUUACCACCAUCUCCUUGGGAGUCAUCACCAGGUUAGAGGGGUCAGGGUUUUGUAAUGUUUUCUUUGGAGGAAAAGUAACAAGAAUAGAUAGAAAGGGGCCACGAGGUGAGCCAUGUUGGGCAUUGCUAGCUGACUCCAUAGGGAAGGGCUGACCUGUCCGGGUUCCUCAGUGCAAGCGCACCAAGUGAGUCCACUGUUGAGUACCUGCUCUCUCAAUAGAGGUGUGUGUUGUAUUAGGACUAGUAGCAGUCUUCAGGCAUUGUAGUACAGUCUCCCCACAACUGCCAAGUUACCUGCUGAGAUCUCCAGUCAAAGCAGGGACAACGUGUUUGGUUCAGGCUAUUUGGGAUUCAGGUAAUGAGAGCUGGAGGUCAACCUUCUCUCUCUGUGGAAGCCUUAACUCCCCACUCCUGCCCCACAGCAACUCUCCUAACCUCCAGUUUGGCCUUAGGUUAACCAGGACUAUCCUGCUAUGAGGGAGCUGAGUCCAGCUCCCAGGAAUUGUCAAUGCCUCCCUGGAUUUUCCUGCUCAAAGCCACUGUCUCCCUCUAGUGCCAUCCUUGGACAAUUUCUGUUCCUUACGGGCUUGUCACUACUCCUGCCUGAGCCUGGGCCCUGCAGCUCGGUGCAUUGUGUGAGGUGCCAAGUACCCUGUCACCCAUGGGAAGGAAAAGCUGUAAAGGGCUUCUGGAAGUGAGGUGGCUGCUACACGCAGCCUUCCUCUUGAGAAUAAGGUCUCCAUCUAAAAAAGGCAUCAGAGAACUUACUGUCCCUCUGCACACAGCCACAUGAGCGCGUACUUCAAGGGCUGCAAGCUCUCCGAGAGCCCAAAGUAACUGCUGUACGUUAGUGUUGAGCCACAAGGGCAAAAAGGCAAACAGAAAGCAAGGUUAAGGCACCAGCUUUUCCCAGAGAAUAGUACACCAGCACCUUUCUUUUAGUGUAGCUACUGCCCAUGGCUUAAACAUUGAGUACAAUUCAGGAGGCGUCCCGCAUCCACCCCGCACAAAGCCAUACAGUGAACUAUGCAGUCCUUUUGUACUGUGGUUAUCCUCAUCAACUGAGUCAGCAUCAAGUCAAAACAUCCCCAAAUCAUAGCUGAGCUUACAGAGGGCAUCACGCAUCAGGGUGAGGAGGGGGGGGUUACACCAGAUGUGUGAGUAGGACCUGUGAGUUGGUCGUUCAGUUCUUAGUGUCCUAGCAGAGAAAUGGGAGGGCAACACAAAAAACACUUAUUGCAAGUCCCAUUCUGCCCAGAGUAGUAAUUCCUUGCCUAGCCCUAUCUCCAGUGGUACGACAAGCGGCUGUGUUCUGAAGUAACACCCUUCUAAGUUGCCACAAGCUGUCUGCAUCUGAAAUUGCCACUUCCCAGGUUUCCAGCCAAGGUUCUCCCUAACGCACGCAGGUGACACUGGAUUGUCACCUCUGCUUCAGAGCAGAGACUUUAGAGCCAGGGGGAGUGCAGAUGUUGGGUAAUGAGGACCUAGUCCCUGUGAAGUCUUAAGUAAAGCAUUAAUGUCUCCCUUUUAAAGAGUCUUUAUCAGGUGAAAUCUAUAUGCCCAGACAAAACACCCACAACUUUGUGCCUAUUGUCUUUCCAGAGGUCCUGGCUUUAUGCUCAUCGUUUGAAGGGCGGGGGGGGGGGGUCAGUAAGGAUUGCACAGUGGUAGUAAGUUGCUGCACCAAACCAAAACCAACUUGAAAACCUGCUGUUCCUCUCUACCUCCAGAGAGGGACAGACCCUCAUGCGUACUCUGGUCAUCAGUACAGUGACUGAAGCAUUAGGAAACAUGGAUGAAAACCUGGUUUGCUUCCCUUAGAGGCAGCUUAGGAGAGCAGCAGUUUCCCCAGAGCCUCGUGCUGCAGAUCCCUGAUGGUGAAAGGCAUGGUCUGGUCCCAACAGACAUAAAACCUGUGUGUGUGGAGCCUUGCCUCAUCCGGUUGUGGGGAGGGAGGAGGAAAGGGUUGUUUUGCAGUUCCUUUUCCUGCUGUAAAAGACUUGAUUUUUCUUUCCCUGAGCCGCAUGAGAGAAAAACCUCGCAGAAAGUCUUGGGUUCCCUUUGGAGUUCCCUUCACUUUAAUUUAUAGAGUGUCUUUUUUUGUGAACUGGUGUAAAAUGUAUAUGCUGACAAGCUCCUGUAUUUUUAUGUAAAUAUUUUUUGUGGUUUUCUCCCCUUGCCCUUCUCUGUAAAUAUUUAGGAUUCUCAUCUUCUCACCUUGUAUGAUGCAGAUGUGGUUUUGUUUCUGGUUUUUAUUUGUACUGUAAUGCAACAAUCCAGACUGAGGUGUCUUGUGGUAUUAAACAAAAGCAACAGUCCCACUGAGCUCACACUCAGAUGUGCAACUUGACAGCAUUAAUCAAGCCAGGUUAUAAACUA